Messenger RNA from Bufo gargarizans (Asiatic toad), 5975 nucleotides. RefSeq names its product ADAM metallopeptidase with thrombospondin type 1 motif 17 (gene ADAMTS17). The record is from RefSeq and is a predicted model, not a curated record. Bases 232 to 3555 code for a protein of 1107 amino acids. NCBI's taxonomy places the organism in Eukaryota, Metazoa, Chordata, Amphibia, Anura, Bufonidae. The transcript is spliced from 23 exons. Gene Ontology annotation, biological process: proteolysis; extracellular matrix organization. Gene Ontology annotation, cellular component: extracellular matrix. Gene Ontology annotation, molecular function: metalloendopeptidase activity.
CCCCGUGCCCUGCGGGCGGGUCGGGAACAUCCAGUGCAGUUUUGGCUGCUGUGGUAAUUGCUUUUCCAAAGAUUGAAGAACUGCAAAUACCGGGCAUUUCACUGCAUCGUCUUCACUGCACCGGGCAAGGGAUAGGGGCUGCACUGCUGGAACUGGCACUGAAUACACUGCAGUACUUGGUCCUGCUGUACUGGCACCUUGGCACCCUGCACCCCCAAGUGAAGCCUUAGGAUGCUAUUUCUCGGCUUCUUGUGCCUCCUGACUGCACCAGUUGGAUCCUCUGACCCAGCCGAUGAAGUUUUAAUUCCACAGUUAAUAUGGUCUGGGCCGACCCCUCUGCCACUGGGAGGAGAUGAGUCAAUCUUCGCUAACAUCCGAAGGCCACGCUCAAUUCCCAGAGACACAGCAGCCCAUCCGGAUAAUAUGUACAUCCAUCUGCCUGCACUUGGCAGGGACCUUCAUUUGCACCUGCAGAGGGUCCAUGAUUUCCUGGCCGCGGGCUUUGUGGUGGAGGAAAGGACAGAACUUGGAGAGAAAAUCCAAACCCAAAUUCCAGAGGAUGAGCUUUGUUUCUAUGUGGGAGAAGUUCUAAACCACAACAAGUCUUUUGCAUCAGUCAGCACGUGUUCAGGACUGACUGGAUUCAUUAAUCUAGGAGAAGAGCAGCUGACGAUACAACCGAGCGACACAGCGGUAGACCCCAGCGCUCACUUCUCUGGAAGAGAACAUAUAAUAAGACACAAGCGUCAGGCAGAAGGGACCUCUUCUUUACAGCCUGAGACGUCCCAUAGGAACUGCCAAGUUAUAUCAGGAAAAAAAAAGAAGCCAAAUAAGAGUGGAGAAGGAGGUGACUGGCGAGAGCGGAGGAACGCAAUUAGACUUGCUGAUGGGCACACUGUAGAGACCCUGGUGGUGGCCGAUGCUGACAUGGUGCAAUAUCAUGGACCUGAGGCUGCACAGAGAUUUAUUCUUACAGUCAUGAACAUGGUCUACAAUAUGUUCCAACACCAGAGCCUUGGAAUUAAAGUUGUCAUCCGUGUCACCAAGCUGGUUUUGCUUCACAGCCGACCGACCAAGCUUUCUAUAGGGCAUCAUGGAGAAAGGUCUUUGGAGAGUUUUUGCCACUGGCAAAAUGAAGAGUACGGAGGACCUAAGUACUUGGGAAACAAUUAUGUGCCAGGAGCCAAAGAUGACGUGCCUGUUGAUGUAGCUGUGUUUGUGACCAGAACUGAUUUUUGUGUCCAUAAGGAUGAACCCUGUGAUACUGUAGGAAUUGCCUACCUCGGCGGAGCAUGCAGCCCUAAACGGAAGUGUGUCCUGGCAGAAGACAAUGGCCUCAACCUGGCUUUUACUAUAGCACAUGAGCUUGGUCACAACAUGGGUAUGAGUCAUGACGAUGACCAGCCAUCUUGUGCUGGUCGUUCACACAUAAUGUCUGGAGAGUGGGUUAAAGGUCGGAGCCCAAGUGAUCUCUCAUGGUCAACCUGCAGUCGUGAGGAGCUGGAGAACUUCCUGAAGUCCAAAGUGAGCUCAUGUCUGCUAGUGACAGACCCUCGCAGUCAUCAUGCCGUCAGGCUUCCCCAUAAGCUGCCCGGGAUGCAUUACAGUGCCAGCGAGCAGUGCCAGAUCCUGUUUGGCAGCAACGCCACCUUCUGCAAAAACAUGGAGCAUCUGAUGUGUGCUGGUCUGUGGUGUCUGGUAGAAGGAGAUGUUUCUUGCAAAACCAAACUGGACCCACCACUGGAUGGGACUGAAUGUGGAGCAGAUAAGUGGUGCAGAGCUGGGGAGUGUGUGAGCAAGACCCCGAUCCCUCAGCAUGUAGAUGGAGACUGGAGUGCCUGGAGCCCCUGGAGCAUGUGCAGCCGCACUUGUGGAACUGGAGCAAGAUUCCGGCAGAGAAAAUGUGACAACCCACCUCCUGGACUUGGUGGUCAGAGCUGUAAAGGAACAAGUGUAGAGCACAUGGUUUGUGAGAAUUCACCCUGUCCCAAAGGAGUUUCCAGUUUUCGGGAUCAUCAGUGUCAAUCUCAGGACCGCAGUGUCAACAAGAAGAAAAACCUCCUUACAUCUGUAAUCAUGGAUGAUAAACCAUGUGAGCUGUACUGUACUCCCGUUGGUCGAGAUACCCCAAUGCUGAUGGCAGAUAGAGUCCUGGAUGGAACACCGUGUGGUCCUUAUGAGGCGGAUCUCUGCGUUCAUGGCAGGUGCCAGAAAAUCGGCUGUGAUGGGAUUAUCGGUUCAGCUGCAAAAGAAGACCGUUGUGGGGUCUGCAACGGUGAUGGCAAGACCUGCAAAGUUGUCAAAGGGGACUUCAACCACACCAGGGGGAUGGGUUAUAUUGAAGCCGCUAUCAUUCCCGCGGGAGCAAGAAGGAUUCGUGUAGUAGAAGAUAAGCCAGCACAUAGUUUUCUGGCUCUGAGAGACUCUAUUAAGAAGUCCAUUAACAGCGACUGGAAAAUUGAGCUGCCUGGUGAGUUUCAAAUUGCAGGGACCACCAUCCGUUAUGUACGCCGGGGACUCUGGGAGAAGAUGUCUGCCAAGGGACCUACAAAAAUUCCUUUGCAUCUGAUGGUCUUGCUCUUCCACGAUCAGAACUAUGGCAUUCAUUAUGAAUAUACCAUCCCAGUGAACCAGUCAACAGAGCAGAAGACCGAGGUGGAAAGACAACCAGAUCAUCUGUACAUGUGGACACACAGCAGUUGGGAGGGUUGCAGCGUACAGUGUGGAGGAGGUGAACGAAAGACUCUUGUGUCCUGCACAAAACUGGUGAACAAAACCAUGCUGAUUGUAAACGACAGCAUGUGCCUUCACGUGCCACGUCCUGACCCACAGAUCCGGAAGUGCAACAUGCAUCCGUGCCAGUCAAGAUGGAUGACAGGUUCAUGGGGUCAGUGCUCAGCCACCUGCGAAAGAGGCUUUCAGCAGAGGGAAGUGUCCUGUGUAUUCCAGCUGCAGAAUGGCACUUAUGUCAACACCCGGGAUAUCUACUGCACAGGACCCAAACCAGAAACCAGACAGAUGUGUGAAGGUCAAGACUGCCUGUCUAUCUGGGAGGCUUCAGAGUGGUCGAAGUGCUCUUCUGACUGUGGCCGGGGCACCAAGAAGAGACGAAUAUCCUGCACCAAUACCAGGGGUAAAUGUGAUUCCACAACAAUGCCAAGAGAGGAGGAGGAAUGUGAGGACUACACUGGCUGCUAUGAGUGGAAGACUGGAGACUGGUCCAAAUGCUCCUCCACCUGUGGGAAAGGCUUGCAGUCUCGAGUGGUACAGUGUAUGCACAAGGUGACCGGCCGUCAUGGAAAUGAAUGUUCCUUCUUAUUCAAGCCAGUGGCCUACAGGCAAUGUCACCAAGAAGCCUGUAAUGAAAAAGUGAAUGCCAACACCAUCACAUCGCCCAGACUUGCUGCCCUGACUUACAAGUGUACAGGUGACCAAUGGACAGUCUACUGCAGGGUUAUUCGAGAAAAAAAUCUGUGCCAGGACAUGCGGUGGUACCAGCGCUGCUGCCAGACAUGCAGGGACUUCUAUGCUACCCAACUGCAGCCACAAAGCUAGUGACCCACAGCGCUGAACCAAGCAUUGCAACACAGAACAGCAGUGCUACGAUACCAAACAAGACUUGAACACAAUGGUGCUGGGUGAUUGAUGCCAGGGGACCCAGGUUGUCAGAUCUGAAAUCAAAGAACAAGUGGCAGAUACACUGUAUACUGUCGAGUUUGUUCUCGAGCUUCAUUGGGUAUCUCCUGGAUCACGCUAAAUGACUUAAUCUGAAUUACGCAAACCUAUUCUCAGGCAAAUCAGGCAGGCUGGAGAAACUGUGAUGUAUUUUAAUGGUUUGCUCAAAAAUUUAAAAUGAGAUGCAAAAUGACAUUCUUUUCAUGGGUGCCAGUUGCACACUAGGUUAAUCUGCUGUGCUAAGAAAUCAACUGUAAAGUGGUGCUUGAUACAAAGCACUGGCCCGUACUAUGGUGCUUAGUGAGUACUGGAUAUUUGCACAAAUGGUGCAUACUGAUGACAACAAUGUCUUUAACAAAAGCUACAUGUCUACAUCUACACCAUCACUAGUUAUUUUUAUUUGUCUGGGUAAAUUCACACCAUGAACAUUAGACGUAACAGUAAAUCCAUGAGGUUUUUCUGUUGUAAAAUGUGAAUAUGGGGGACACAACUUGCCGUUUACUGUGUAAUGUGCCAGAAGAGAGGGAUGUGUCUUCUAGAAUACACCACUCAUUUAUAGUUCUUUUCCUUGUCAUUUUUACUUUGAAACUAUAUGCUGGCAGAUUUUACAGUUUUGUAGCCUGUGAUAGGGUAGGCUAUCAAUAUGAGAUUGUCGGGGGUCCGACUCCCAACACCCCGGCAAUCAGCUGUUUUAAGAGGCUGCAGCAAUCCAGUAAGUGUUGCAGCCUCCUGGCAGCUUACCAAGUGCAGUGCUGUACAUUGUAUGGCGGCUGUGCUUGGUAUUGCAGCUCAGCUCUAUUCACUUGAAUGGGACUGAGCUGCGCCUAGGCCAUGUGACCGAUGAACGUGACUUCUCAUGGCCUAGGAAGAGGCCAAAGUGCUCACGGAGCACCGCUGCCUCUUUGUACAGCUGAUCGGCAUGGUUGGCGGGAGUCGGACCUCCUUAGGAUAGGUCAUCAAUAUGUAAAUCUUGGAGAACCCCUUUAAAUGGAAGCACUGUUUUAUAUUCGAGGUUGGAUGUAAUCGCAAUUAGCAACAACCCGGGAUAAGGAGCUGUGUAAGGUUCCUCCAUCAGUUACUGCUUCCAUUUGUUCCGGUCAAGCAACAGAGGGUGCAUUUAUUUUUCUACUGGUAAUACAUGCAGAAGCCAGAUCUUACAUUACUUAAUUGGUCAUUUAUGGAUCCCUCUAUUCGCAUAUCUGGGGUGCACUAAACAGUUUUAAAGCCCUUCUUCAAUUUUUGUGCAAUUAAUCCACCGUUACUUAGAUUUAUGGAAAACACAAUUUUCGUUCCAUUUUAAUUAUGGACAUAAUAAUGUGGCUGUAACCCAUAAGGGCAGCUGUAUCAUAAGAUGUGGCGUGAAAAAGUCGCAGACUGCACUUUGUUAAUUUUUUAGUGGCAGUUAACCAAAUAAUUUUACACAAAUGCCACCGAAAAGGGGGUGUAGGGGGGGGGGGGGGGGGCAGGGUGCCAGACCACAUUUAUCAUCCUCUACAUCAGUUUUCUGACAUUGAAGAACACUGAAAUCAAGGCCUGGCAUAGAUUUCCGUUCAGGCGCACAGACUGCCAAAUGCUGCACCCAAUAUAUGACUAGGCAUACGCCUCGUCACAAAUCAAGCACAGGCAGUGCGCCUGGUUACUAUAGCCCGGUGUACACCGCCAGGCUAUGAUGAAUCUGCCCCAUCGUCUGUUUGCUUUCAUUUCAUAAAAUGCACUACAGAGUGAGUGGCGAUGAGCACAGCAGAAUACCACUAUUUUCUCACGCCCCCUGUAGUUACCAGACAGCUAUCACUUUUCUCCAUCCUUGUGUUAAUGUCUAUAUACUUUUUGUGUCUUUUUUUUUUUUUUGACAGGUGGAAAGUCUUCCACAGCUCCUGUCGCACAAACCCUUUGUGAAUUCUAAAGGUUGUUAAAAAAAAAAUGUUGAGAUUGAUACUUUGAUGUAUCAGCUUCUAUGUAUAUCUCCUUGUAUAUUUUUUGUUACCCUGUUUUAUAUUCCGUCCUUAUAUUCUACAGCCACAUAUAUAUAUUUUAGCAGGAUACAUAUAUACUGGGACCGGUUGUGAACACAGUGGACUUCAGUUACAAAAUGCAUCCAAGAUGCAGCUUUUAAUCUAUCAGCAGCAGAAUAUACUCACUGUGCACUAAAAAGUUUUGGUCGUGUUUUACUAGUAAAAUGCAAUUUUUAGGCAUAUAUCAAGUCCCAUAGAGAAGGGAAAAAUGUAAAAAAAGAGACUUCCACUGACUCAAAAACGGCACCAAAGCUCCCGAAAAAAAAGCAUUUUUGGUAGUGCAUUUCA